CCGUUCUGGUCGAAGCGAGCCGGCAAUACUAGGCGGCCGUGUGUCACCGAGAUCCGCCAGUUUCCGCGUGGACUUCGCCGCAACGGGUAGGCCUCGAUCCGCGCGCGUCCUCUUUGCACGCGUGGCCUGAUACACACACGAUCGCGUCGUGUCGCGUCGCCUCGCUUUGUGCACAAGUGCGUCUGGCGGAAAAAUGCGGUCUCCCAGUGUCCCCGUGUGCUUCGUUCACGUUCUACUGUGCGCCCUGGUGUUAACCACCAAGACUAGCGCAGCAUCUUCUGAUUCAAACUCGACGAAAGUCGUAGUCGACGAAGAAGAUGACGAAUCGUUGCCAGACAUCACGCUGGAGGAAUUCAAAGAAAGGUACAGGAGACUGAUACCCUACAUGACGUUCUACGUAGCAAACAACUACGUAAACGGGCAAAACCCGGUGUCACAAGGCACUCCUGGAAAAGAGAUACAAAGUGGCCUGGUAGGAGUGAGAAAGAGCCCGCAAUCGUUCGUCAGAGUGAAUACCGUGCCACGAAGGACGAACAAUUAUCGCACGAAUGUACCGAAUCAAGACAAGAAAUUCAUUCCAUCGAUACAAUACGAUCCGCGAAACGUAGGAGCCGAUAGCGACUAUUUCACACCCGUGAGACACAGUUCGAAGGUCAAUUAUGAAGAGUACCCGAUACCGUAUCAACUGUAUCGGGAUCAAAAGGUAGCGUAUCCCGAGAUAACUACGGUAUCCAGCCAAGCUAUCCGUAAGGAGAACAGAUACUAUGCAAACGUGAGACCACUACGACCUUACACAACAAAUGGCAGAGAUCACUUGCCUAGAAAACAACCCAUUAAACCUAUUUACAGUAAUCUACGAGAUGAGUACAUGCUUGAUUAUAAUGUCAGACCAAGUACUGCUGUUAAUUAUCCUGCGAAGGAAUUCCAAGAUCACCGACAAAUUCCACUACCUAACGUGUAUCCCAACGUGCUGGAACCUCUACCAGCGAGUAAACAAUCUCCUAUGCUCGCCCUACCACGAAAUCCUAACGUAAACCUACAACAAAUAGUGGAAAGCUUUCAACUAAGUGAACGUUUACCAGAAACAUUGAACAAGGAUAACAUAGACAAUAGUCUAAAGACACUUGUAGAGAUAUUGAAUAUCCUUCACAGCACGAAAAAGGAAGAAUUCCCGCAAAUCCAAGCGUCUCCUUUAACACCAGUGGUGGCACCUCUACCACCCAGGAUACCGGAGAAACCAACGAAUUUCAGGGUAAGACCGCAAACGAGGCCAAAGGUAAUAACCGAGACGAGAUUUCAAGCUACACCAAAUCCGCUAUAUUUGACCGAUGAUCCUGAACGUUACAAAAUAACGUCGUACGAGGAUGAAACGAAACCUAAACCACCACCUCAGUCGAAUUACAACACGAACAGCUUGACCAACAACAACGUGGUGGAAUAUUAUGUUCCUAUUGUGCAAGAAAUUCCAACGAAACAGAAAGAACCGUUCCUACCGACGAUCAGACCGCAAACCAACGAAGAUCUGACUGAUCAUUCCUACGCUAUCACGGAGGAUUUGAGUGACGAUGUAUUGCAACAGGAACGAUAUCCUUUGCCACCUGUUACCACGGAAGUUGUCCCACAGACGUCGCUAAAAUAUGGUGCUACCAGAGGAAAGGCUAAUGUCGAUUAUCCGGCCUAUUCUAGUAUACCUCGUACGAAUUUCAAUUGUAAGGAGCAACGUUACAAAGGAUUCUUUGGCGAUCCAGAUACUGGAUGCCAGGUAUGGCAUUACUGCGAUCUUAAUGGUGGUAAAUCGUCGUUUUUAUGCCCGAACGGUACUAUAUUCAGUCAAGUGGCGUUGACGUGCGACUGGUGGUUCAACGUGAAAUGCGAAACAACAACUCAAUUAUACGUGUUAAACGAACGACUCUACAAGUACAUUCUGCCGAUAAUGCCAAAGUUCCCGGAGGACUUCACCGGUCCGGAAGUAGAUCGGUAUUUAGAACUCAAAUUUAAAGAGAUGGAGGCGAAACUGAAGGAGAAAAAGCUGAAGAAACAGCAGGAGGAGAAAGAGAAAGAGAAGCAAAAAGAAAAACUCAAGGAUAAACAACAAACACAGGAGAAAGAAAAUGAAUAAUCGAUAUGUCUAGAUCCUAGUUAAAUUAUUGUAAUUUUGCUGAUUCAACUCUAGUACGUAUUUAACGUAUAUACCUUGUUGCCAUUAUUUGUUAUAAAUAGCAGUGAACGAUUGUAGGUUGUGUCUCUUACACAUCAUUGGAUGUGGAGAAAUUUUGUGAAACUCAAAAAUGUGCAAUAUUUUUAUUAUAGGUUUGUGUGUGAUUUAUUCUUAUAUAUAUAGUGUAUUUUAUAAGAAAAGUUUGGUAUAAGAUCUCUAGAUUGAAGAAAUCAAAUUACUACAUUAUUACUGUAAUGAAAUAUUUAAUAUGCAGUAUCUAAUUAUUCAAGCACUUAAAGCAACUGGAAAUGCAGGAACUGGACACAUAUGGAACAAUCGAUAAUGUCAAUAAGUAUUUUUCUUCCCUCUAGUCAUAUUUGUAUUAUGUAAUUAUUUAUGACAGCAUAUAUUCUUUAUUACUUUAUAAAAAAAAGUUUGCAUUUAUACAUGCAUUUCACAGACAAAUAACAGUCUUCUAUAUAUUAGGUAUAUAUCAUAUAUGCAACAUAUUAUACUCAAUUAUAAACAAGUAUGACGAUAAAUUAAUUUGAAAAUUUCUGCUACUUCAGAGAACAGUUUGUACAAUUAAUUAUAUUGCAACAAAUUGAUUCUACGAUAAUAAUUAAUAU
This is a messenger RNA of Bombus impatiens (common eastern bumble bee), 2787 nucleotides long. RefSeq lists its product as uncharacterized. Gene Ontology annotation, cellular component: extracellular region. Gene Ontology annotation, molecular function: chitin binding. Lineage: Eukaryota; Metazoa; Arthropoda; Insecta; Hymenoptera; Apidae. The record is from RefSeq and is a predicted model, not a curated record. Bases 194 to 2119 code for a protein of 641 amino acids. The transcript is spliced from 3 exons.